Molecule: messenger RNA, 2304 nt
Organism: Clarias gariepinus (North African catfish)
Lineage: Eukaryota; Metazoa; Chordata; Actinopteri; Siluriformes; Clariidae
Gene: rpe
Product: ribulose-5-phosphate-3-epimerase
Exons: 6
Coding region: 30-716 (228 amino acids)
Biological process (GO): pentose-phosphate shunt, non-oxidative branch; pentose-phosphate shunt; carbohydrate metabolic process
Cellular component (GO): cytosol
Molecular function (GO): D-ribulose-phosphate 3-epimerase activity; metal ion binding
Source: RefSeq, a predicted model, not a curated record
UCCAGUGCGGUGUGUUCUGCUCGUGAGCGAUGGCAUACACAGCUAAAAUUGGCCCGUCUAUUUUAAGUAGCGAUCUUUCCCAGCUGGGGAGAGAAUGCAGGCGGAUGAUGGAGUGCGGUGCGGACUAUUUACAUCUGGACGUAAUGGACGGGCAUUUUGUUCCGAACAUCACGUUUGGCCACCCGAUGGUAGAAUGUCUACGGAAAGCUGUGGGUCCAAAUCCUUUCUUCGACAUGCACAUGAUGGUUUCCAGACCAGAACAAUGGGUGAAGCCAAUGGCAGCUGCAGGAGCCAAUCAGUAUACAUUUCAUUUGGAGGCCACUGCGAAUCCUGGGAACCUCAUUAAGGAAAUUCGUGAGAGUGGCAUGAAGGUUGGUCUGGCUAUCAAACCUGGGACCACAGUUGAAGAAUUAGCACCAUGGGCUGGGCAAAUUGAAAUGGCUUUGGUUAUGACCGUGGAGCCAGGAUUUGGUGGACAGACGUUUAUGGAGGACAUGAUGCCAAAGGUCAGCUGGCUAAGAAGUCAGUUCCCUUCCCUAGAUAUUGAGGUAGAUGGAGGAGUUGGACCAGACACUAUUCAUCGCUGUGCUGAGGCUGGGGCCAACAUGAUUGUGUCAGGUAGUGCUGUUAUGGGCAGUGCAGACCCUCGAUCUGUGAUUGCACUCCUCAAAGAUGUCGUCCUUGAAGCUAUACAGAAACGAUCUUUAGACCGCUAAUAAUAAUACUUUUUCUGGGACCAGCAUAAUCUUGUCAAUUUUCUUGUUAAUUAAGCCUGACAAAUCUGUUUCCUAAGACUGUUUACUUUUUUUUUCUUUUUUUUUACCCUUUCUUUUAAAUGCCAAUACAGCCUUCAAGACCUUAGAGUUUAUGCUUGCUUCAUUUGGAAUAUUGUUCUUUUAGCCUGUUUUAUGCUAGUAGAUAAAUGCCCCAGCCCAAGCAGCUCUAGAAUAGUUAUACCACUAACUAGAAAUAUUACAGUUUAAGGUGAAUUAUAAAGAAAGUAAUUACACGAAGAGGACAGUAAUAUUCAUGGAUAAGCUUGUACAUUCCAUUCACUUGCUCUUAAAAAAAGUGACAAACAUUAAUGUAAAUAAAGAAUGAGGUAUAUGUUACUUUGUUUUUUAAAUAUAUAGAUGGAAAAUUUCAUUUUAUUUUUUUCUAACCAUUUCCCAUAAAAUCCCUGUUACAAAUGCAGUGACUUAAAAAAUGCUGCAAUAAAUGGUUUAUUUUAAUAUUGCAUUUAGACAUAAGAUGUGUCUUUGAAUUGGUGGUUGGUGGUUAAAAGGAAAAUGUCCAAAUAUUUCUCAUGCAGGAAAGAGACUACAAUAAAAGACAACCAAAUGCAUUUAAUACCUCAAACAAUAUGCAGUAAAAUGGCAAACACUCAACACUUUUGAAAUGUACACAAGAAACUUUAUGGGUUACCUCCUAUAGUAAUUGGGUACAAAUUACGAGAGACUAUGCAAUUAUAUUUUAUUUAAUAUAACUGUUAUCGUUCUUAUAAAAAUUGCAGUAUUCUGUAAUUUUUUAUCAGUAAAAAGCCCAAAUAGUUUGACCAUGUAUUAAGACCACUUCAUUGUUUAUUGCCUGUUCUCUUAAUGCUGCAAAGAAAGAAUAUAUGGGAAAUGGGAAUUCUACCAAAAUAUAAAAUAAAAUUAAAUUAAACAUUCUUGUGGUAAAUUCAGGUCACACUUCAAAUGACACUCAAUAUUACCAUAACUCCCCACAAGCAAAGUGGGGAGCUUAUAAGAGGAGAGCCUCCCUCCUGCUGUUUCGCUCGAUAUUUUCCGUAUUUUGACCAAAAAUUAAGGCAUCCAGAUCAUUGUAAAAUUUUAGAUUUAAACAAAUUUAUUACAAUUUAAGGUGUGAUUGACUGGCAUGCUAAAUGUGUUUUGGGGGGCGUGUAUCUGUUCUCAUGCACCGGUGAAGCUUAUUCUUCGAGCAGUCUGUAUUCUCAGUACUAAAGUUAUAGUAUUUUAAUGUGUUUAGCAUUUUCAAUUCUGUCAGACUUGUGAAUAUUAUCGAAGUAAACGGUGCAGUUUAGGUCAAAGAUGCAUACAUGGUCAGAGUCUAUGCUGCAUAAAUAUAGAAAGGGUAAAGAUUAACACACUUGGUGCAACUGAAGUAAAACCACAAACAUACUGUAGAUUUUUACCCUCCAGAUCAAUAAUUGUCUGCUGUCAAAGAAAAAUGAACAUUCAAGUGCAUUUAAAUGUCUGUACAAAUCAGAUCAUGUGUCAAACAGUGGGACUGCAAUACUUAAGUGUAUUCAAUUAAACAAUUACAAUAAAACAAUUAAACAAU